Messenger RNA from Mustela lutreola (European mink), 1079 nucleotides. It is a transcript of the gene TNNT3, whose product is annotated as troponin T3, fast skeletal type. Lineage: Eukaryota; Metazoa; Chordata; Mammalia; Carnivora; Mustelidae. The record is from RefSeq and is a predicted model, not a curated record. Gene Ontology annotation, biological process: sarcomere organization; regulation of muscle contraction; muscle contraction. The transcript is spliced from 17 exons. Gene Ontology annotation, cellular component: troponin complex. Gene Ontology annotation, molecular function: troponin C binding; troponin I binding; tropomyosin binding. The coding region runs from base 139 to 918 and encodes 259 amino acids.
GGCCAAUGGGCUUCUGGGCAAGAUCAAAUGUCACUAUAACAUGAGGUGGUGAGCCGGGCGGGCAGUGUCUGAGCCGUCCUGUCCACAGGGAGCCCCAGCCCUUCUCUCCAGACUCAGCCACAGAAACCACCCGCCACCAUGUCUGACGAGGAAGUUGAACAGGUCGAGGAGCAGUGCGAGGAGGAAGAGGAGGCCCAGGAGGAAGAAGUCCAUGAGGAAGUCCACGAACCAGAGGAGGUCCAAGAAGAAGAGAAGCCGAGACCCAGACUCACUGCUCCUAAGAUCCCGGAAGGGGAGAAAGUAGACUUUGAUGACAUCCAGAAGAAGCGUCAGAACAAGGACCUCAUGGAGCUGCAGGCUCUCAUCGACAGCCACUUCGAGGCGCGGAAGAAGGAGGAGGAAGAGCUGAUCGCCCUCAAGGAGAGAAUUGAGAAGCGCCGCGCGGAGCGAGCAGAGCAGCAGAGGAUCCGAGCCGAGAAGGAGCGGGAGCGCCAGAACCGGCUGGCGGAGGAGAAAGCGCGCAGGGAGGAGGAAGACGCCAAGCGGAGGGCGGAGGACGACCUGAAGAAGAAGAAGGCCCUGUCCUCCAUGGGCGCCAACUACAGCAGCUACCUGGCCAAGGCCGACCAGAAGCGAGGCAAGAAGCAGACGGCGCGGGAGAUGAAGAAGAAGGUGCUGGCUGAGAGGCGCAAGCCGCUCAACAUCGACCACCUCAGCGAGGACAAGCUGAGGGACAAGGCCAAGGAGCUGUGGGACACCCUCUACCAACUGGAGACCGAAAAGUUUGAGUUUGGGGAGAAGCUGAAGCGCCAGAAGUAUGACAUCAUGAACAUGCGGGCCAGAGUGGAGAUGCUGGCCAAGUUUAGCAAGAAGGCCGGGGCCCCGGCCAAGGGCAAAGUCGGCGGGCGCUGGAAGUGAAACCGCCAGAGAAGGUCCCAGAGGCAGCGACCCUUGGCCCACGCAGCCCGUGGGGCAGUGUCCGGCCCCCACGCCUGGGGGCAGAGGCCCCCCCGCCAAACGUCUCUGUCCUGGCUUCCCCCAUGUCCUGGGGUCUGUGAAUAAAGCUGACGGACUCCCUU